AUGGAUACCGACAUAAUGACUGCCCACGAUGCAGAAGUCGACACCUCAAACACUCAGGAUACUGCGGACAGUACAAUAAGGACCCUCGAAAAGCCAUCCGAGGUUGCAAGCAAUAACACACUUCUUCCCCCGAGCUCCCCCAUCUACUCUACCGAGCAGGUGAUUCUGGUCAAGCGCCGUGGCCAAUGGGUGCCACCGAAGGCGUCAAGGCUUCGAAACAGCCUCCUGAGUACAAUGGGCCUUCUUGAGCUUGCCAACGCGGGGGACUUUGCCGCUAAUGUCUGGAAUGAGAUCCCCGUGCCUGUAUAUGCCAUUGUUUUCAUGGCACUUGGCGGCACAUUGGCUUUGGUGGUUUCAAUUCUGGCCUUGAAAGAUACCUUGUUGAGUUGGGAAAACGUCUGCUUUCUUCGAAGAGAAAGGUCGGAGCUGAAGGCAGAAAGAUCGAGACGUUUGAUAAUGGGUGAGUCGACGCUGGACGUUGAUGUUCUCCUCGACAGCAACUUCAGAGAGCUUGGGAGCGAAGUAGCCAAUCGUUUCGGACUCGACAUUUGCAGCGGGUUUGGCGCCUUCUUGAUCAGCAUCGGGACGUUCAUGGCCAUCGGAGGUGCCAAUCGACAGGUCUGGUUUGCCAGUAACAUACUGUCAGGUUAUCUUGGCAAUGCCCCAAUCGCACUCUACGGCCUCAUCAGUUCCAUUUGGUCCGCCUUUAUUUUCCGAAGAGCCUCACAACAUCGACACCUUGCUGCUCGGAGUAGCAGACUUCAGGGUAGCCAUGCCAAAGCACUUGUCGGAAGACGAACCAGAAACGUCCAUAUCUUCACGUCGGUCAGCGCCGUAAGCAGCAUUAUCGGCGGCGCGGCGUCUCUGGUUACUGCAACAAGAUGGGAGGGGUACAUUGUUCUUAUUCCUGUCAUUCUUUCCUCCAUGUUCUACAACGCAUGGCUCCGUCGUCAUGUGGCUUAUGACAGGCCCAGUAUCGGCCGGUCUAUGAAUCUCAACGAAAACACGGUUAUUCAACAGCUCGAACUGGCUGCAGUCACCUGGGAGGAAAUCAGAGGACAGUCCUCACCACUUUCCAAGCUGGUUAUUGAUACGGCGUCUCUCAGUGCCGUCAUCAAUUACUUCGUGGUAAAUGACCUACUGGAAGAUUUGUGUGUCCGUCUCAUGCAAAACAAGGCUCUGGUCGUCGCUCUCAUUGAUCAAGAAUCUACGGAAGUAGCACUUGACAUGAAGCGCUUACUCGCAAUCCCAAAAGAAACCCAUUCGAUUAUCUUCGACGCAGCAAACGACAUCGUUAGAAAGAGAGGGCCUUUGCACUUUCAAUAUCGUCAACGAUAUCUCGCCGAGGUUCUUGGUACGAUGUUACGUCUAUCUCCGAAAUCUACCUAG
Messenger RNA from Colletotrichum karsti, 1389 nucleotides. RefSeq lists its product as uncharacterized. The transcript has a single exon. The record is from RefSeq and is a predicted model, not a curated record. Lineage: Eukaryota; Fungi; Ascomycota; Sordariomycetes; Glomerellales; Glomerellaceae. The coding region runs from base 1 to 1389 and encodes 462 amino acids.